UGCCCCUCUCCAGUUCUUAGGAUCGUCGUCUGCACCAUCUGAACUUUCCAACAUGGUGGGUGCAGUGUUCCUGAUAGCGGCUAUGUGUACUCUGGCAACUGGUCUCCCGAUCUACCCCUACCCACUGUUUGUCCCAUACCCGGUUUACAAUCCUUUUCCUCUCCAUGAGUAUGACGGCCUAGAUCUCCUUGGGGCUGAUGAUGUUUACGGUCGAAGGCUAUACAGGGACGCUGCUUAUCCGUAUAGAGGAACUCGCGGAAUCGUAGACGGCCUAGAUCUCUUUGAGCCUGAUGAUGUUUACGGUCGAAGGGUAUACAGGGACGCUGCUCAUCCAUUUGGAGGAUCUAGAGGAACCGGAGAAUUCAGUGGGCAUAAUAGAGGCUUUCAUGGCGAGUUCCAAGGCCAGACGAAAUCGGCGAGCAGCGAAUGGGCGGGGUCCGGUGUCUCCUCCAAUCUUCGAGGUCUCCACCGCGGCUCAGGUCAUCUUGGCGGUUCAACUGGAGCCAGCGCCCAUCAACUGCAUAAGUGAGAGUAUCAACAUUUAUAUCUAAAGGGAUAUGUGAUUAACCACAAUAAAUAUACUACCAAUGGC
Molecule: messenger RNA, 592 nt
Organism: Procambarus clarkii (red swamp crayfish)
Lineage: Eukaryota; Metazoa; Arthropoda; Malacostraca; Decapoda; Cambaridae
Source: RefSeq, a predicted model, not a curated record